AUCUCGACCCCGCGGCGAGGAAGCUCAAAUCGCGUGCCCCGCUUCAAUGUGGUGCUGCCAAAGCCAGAGCUCAAACACUAUCUGUUACGGAGUGGAGCCACGGUUAAACUGAUCGCACACCAAACAUCCGUCUCAUGGGCCGCUAGAAUCUAUCGAGUAUUUUCUGCCCGCGAUCACCUAUUCACCAUGGCGGAAGAGUCGAAGCAGGUCGAUCCGACCCAAGAGAGCGCCGCUCAGGAAGCUGCCGACACGCUCGCCAAAACGACCAGCAAACAGGCGGCCGAAUCGGAGGACGAGUCAGGCUCGGAAGCUGAAGAUGACAUGGCCCCAACAGCGACCGGCGGGGACGGCGAAGGAGCGCCAAAGAAAAAGAAAAAGAAGAGCAAGAAGAAGAAGGUGAAGCAGGCACUGGUCGACGCGCUGGGGCGGGGUGGCAUGACGGCAGCACAAGCCGAGGCAGACCCAAAGAAGGCACUCGAGGGCUUGACACCCCAACAGAUUAGCGAAUUCAUCGCCCUGAACCCGGCCCUGGCUAACGAGCUCCUCGGAGGCGAGGGAUCGUCCGACGCCACCUCCAAUGCCAUCGAAGCGUUCAAGAAGCUCAAACUCCAGGAUAUUAUGACUGGCUUGGCAAGCAGUGGGAAAAAUCGGAAAGACAUGGCGUCGUACAAGUUUUGGAGCACCCAGCCGGUUCCUCAGUUUGGGGAAGAGGAGGAGCCGAAGCUCAUCGAGGAAGGGCCCCUCAAAAUCCAGGAGGUCAAGGAUAUUCCGACAGAACCGCUGUCCCUCGCUCUUGAGCAGUUCCGCUGGGUCACCAUGGACCUCACUAACGACGCGGAGAUGGAGGAGGUCGAAAAGCUACUCUAUGGCCACUACGUGGAGGAUGACGAGGCCAUGUUUCGGUUUAAAUACUCCAACUCGUUGUUGAAGUGGUCUUUGCUAUCACCAGGCUGGAAGAAGGAAUGGCACGUCGGGAUCCGUAGCGGUAACACGCUCUGCGCAUUCAUCUCGGCAAUCCCAACCGAGAUGCGUGUGCGGGACAACGUAGUCCGGAGCUCCGAGGUCAACUUUCUCUGCAUUCACAAGAAGCUGAGAGGCAAGCGGCUCGCGCCUGUCCUCAUCAAGGAAAUCACCCGACGGAUCAAUCUGGAGGGUACUUGGCAAGCCAUUUAUACGGGCGGUAUCGUCCUCCCGCGGCCAGUGAGCACCUGUCGCUACUACCACCGCGCCUUGAACUGGACGAAGCUGUACGAGGUGGGGUUCAGUCCGUGCCCACCAAACAGCAAGCCGAUGUACCAGGCAAGGAAGUACAACGUUUCUGACACCACGUCGACCCGCGGGCUUCGGGAAAUGGAGGCCAAGGAUCUGGAUGCUGUGCAGGACCUUCUCGAGCGGUACCUUAAGCGGUUCGACCUCACCCCGGUGUGGGACAAGGCCGAGAUCGACCACUGGCUACUCCACAAAAAGGAUGCCCCCGGGGAGCAGGUCAUUUGGUCUUACGUUGUUGAGAACGCCGAUGGCAAGAUCACGGACUUCUUCUCCUUUUACUGCCUCGAGUCCUCGGUUAUCCAGUCCCAGAAGUACUCGGCCAUCCGCGCCGCCUACCUGUUCUACUACGCCACGGAUGUCGCAUUCUCCGAGCCGGACGACCGCUCGGCGCUCAAGACGCGGCUAAACGCGCUGAUGGGUGACGCUCUCAUCCUCGCCAAGCGGGCCAACUUCGACGUGUUCAACGCGCUGUCACUAAUGGACAACUCGCUGUUCCUGGAGCAGCAGAAGUUUGGCCCCGGCGACGGCCAGCUGCAUUACUACCUAUUUAACUACAAAGCUAACCCGAUCCACGGCGGAGUCAAUAAGAGGAACCAGCUGGAGGAGGGUGUGUCGAGUGGGGUUGGGUUUGUGAUGCUGUGAAGGAGGUUGUUGCGGGGAGGUGGAAGUGCAGGAUAUUGUGAGAUACCACGAGACAGAGGAACAGGAGCAAUCUGCGCCUGUUGACGAUGAUCUCUACGUAAUAUAUGCCUCAAGCCUGCGCCAUAUAAAUAUACAAUCCCCCACGGUUCUGUAGACACAAUACCCUUUAGCCCUUGUACAAAAGCGCAUACCAGCACACCAACCCCCAAGCACCCCUCUAACC
Molecule: messenger RNA, 2134 nt
Organism: Chaetomium fimeti
Lineage: Eukaryota; Fungi; Ascomycota; Sordariomycetes; Sordariales; Chaetomiaceae
Product: acyl-CoA N-acyltransferase
Exons: 3
Coding region: 187-1911 (574 amino acids)
Biological process (GO): N-terminal peptidyl-glycine N-myristoylation
Cellular component (GO): cytoplasm
Molecular function (GO): glycylpeptide N-tetradecanoyltransferase activity
Source: RefSeq, a predicted model, not a curated record